Molecule: messenger RNA, 1227 nt
Organism: Dioscorea cayenensis subsp. rotundata (Guinea yam)
Lineage: Eukaryota; Viridiplantae; Streptophyta; Magnoliopsida; Dioscoreales; Dioscoreaceae
Product: F-box protein PP2-B10-like
Exons: 3
Coding region: 62-997 (311 amino acids)
Molecular function (GO): protein binding
Source: RefSeq, a predicted model, not a curated record
UUUUCUUGUUUUCUAUCUAUAUAUAAAUCGAGAGCGAGAGAGAGAGAGAGAGAGUGUAGAUAUGGCCGGAGAGAAAGAGAUGGCCGGAGUGGAUUUCAGUACGUUGCCGGAAGGGUGCAUCUCGCAUGUGUUGUCCCUAACCUCACCACUGGAUGCAUGUAGGGCGGCGAUGGUUUCCCCUGUAUUCCGCUCCGCCGAGGCCUCAGACACCGUCUGGGAACGCUUCCUCCCUUCCGAUAUUGCCGGAAUCUUAGCACGCGCCGUUGAUAGGGUCCAAUAUUCGUCAAAACGGGACUUGUUCUUCCGGCUCUGUGGUGAUCCAAUCCUCAUAGAUGACCGUAAGAUGAGCUUCUUCUUGGAUAGAAUGACGGGGCGGAAGUGCUAUUUGUUGUCGGCGAGGCUUCUGACGAUCGUAUGGGGCGACACUCCGAGUUAUUGGAGAUGGAUUGAUGAUCCUAAUUCCAGAUUCUCAGAGGUGGCAGAGCUUUUAGAUGUAUGUUGGCUGGAGAUCCGUGGGCAACUGGACACAAAGGAGCUAUCACCGCACACCAAAUACGUUGCCUACCUGGUCUUCAAUCUCACAGAAGCCACUAGAGGCCUGGAACAUCCAUCUCAAGAGACAUCAGUGAAGGUAGGAGCACAAGUCUCCUCUCACACCACUUGUUUGCAGACCAUUGAAGAUGCAUUAGCAAUCCGGCCACGCAGACUCCGACCACGACGGUGGAUCGGUCUGGGCUUUGGCCCGCGCUUGCGCCGGACAUUCAUCGAACCACCAGUGCUGGAGCCCCCGGAGCAAGCCACGCCUGCAACUGUGUCUACUACGAAUAUAGUACUACCUCGUAAAAGAGAAGAUGAUUGGAUGGAGAUUGAGCUGGGGCAGUUUGACACUGAUUGUGGUGAUGUUGGAGAGGUGGAUAUGAGCUUCAUGGAGGUCAAAGGUGGGUUUUGGAAGAGUGGUCUCAUUGUCCAAGGCAUUGAGAUCCGUCCAACAAACUAAAAGUCUCGUUCUGCUUUCAUAUCAAUCUAAACAUAUAUAUAUAUAUGUAUGGGUUCAUCUGUAUAAAUGUCUCUAGUUGAUGAUCUUCAGUUGUUAGGUUUAAGUUUGAACUCAACGUAAUAUUCGUUUAUGGUAAAUAUGGCUGUAUUCGAAUCCAAUGUAUGGCAAUUUUCUUUUUUUUGUAAUUGUUUGUGGUUUAAUGAGUCAUGAUCGUCAGAUGUGUUUCUUUA